Messenger RNA from Xiphias gladius (swordfish), 3451 nucleotides. It is a transcript of the gene mier1b, whose product is annotated as mesoderm induction early response 1b, transcriptional regulator. The transcript has 13 exons. Lineage: Eukaryota; Metazoa; Chordata; Actinopteri; Istiophoriformes; Xiphiidae. Gene Ontology annotation, molecular function: transcription corepressor activity; histone deacetylase binding. Gene Ontology annotation, cellular component: nucleoplasm. Gene Ontology annotation, biological process: negative regulation of transcription by RNA polymerase II. The record is from RefSeq and is a predicted model, not a curated record. Bases 240 to 1850 code for a protein of 536 amino acids.
GCACUGCCGGAUAGUUUGUUCAGUCGAAUGUGUACAUCGUCUGAGUGUUGUAGUUAUAAUGCAAUAAAUUAAGAAUAAGAUGUUUUCGUUUCUCGAUAAUAGCCAUUUCUUGAUACAAACAUGUUUAGUAAACUUCGGAUUUAGCUAGCGUUAGCUGCGCUAGCCCUGACGGACGGGAGCUGCGGCGUUAGCGAUGUUACUUCGCGGUUUUGUUUAAGAAUACUUAACUAUCCAUAUUAAUGUUUUUAAUUAGAUAUGUAGCGAUAGUUUCACGGGAGGAGACAUUUUAUGUGUCGUUUUUUGGUCAUUAUUUGCAGCCCUCCCUCGGGAAUUCGAGCCCAGGAGGUUCAGCAGGUUCCGAUGACCAUGAUUUUGACCCAUCAGCAGACAUGCUUGUCCAUGACUUUGAUGAUGAGCGCACCCUGGAGGAAGAGGAAAUGUUGGAGGCAGCAGACGAGACCAAUACCAAUGAGAUUGAAGAUCUUGCACGGGAGAGAGAAAUGCCCAUUCAUGAGCUGCUGAGUCUGUAUGGUUAUGGGGGUGGAUCGACAGCAGAUGAGGAUGAAGAGGAAGAAGAAGAACCGGAGGAAGAAGAGGAUGAUGAGGAAGAGGAUGAGGAAGAGGACCUUGACAAUGACGAAAGCAGCAGAAGCACUGGCGAGUUGAAAAGAAAUGAGGGUGAGGGUGUUAAGAACUCAUCAGGACAGGGGAAUGAGGCCCAGGCAACCUCUGAGGGCCGCACACGCUCAGUCAGGUCCCUUGGCACAGCAGAACUUAUUCGUCCCCAGAAAUUAAUGUAUUUUGAAAGCAAUAAUGAUGCAGAGGAGGAGUCAGAUGAAGAUGAGGACUAUGUUCCAUCUGAAGACUGGAAAAAGGAGAUUAUGGUGGGUUCCAUGUAUCAGGCAGAAACCCCUGUUGGCCUGUGUAAAUAUAAAGACAAUGAAAAAGUUUAUGAAAAUGACGACCAGUUAUUGUGGAACCCUGAGUGUCUUCCUGAAGGCAAAGUAGUUGAGUUCUUGACAGAGGCGUCGAGGCGAACAGGAGAUGAGAAGGGAGUAGAUGCAAUCCCAGAGGGAUCUCAUAUCAAAGACAAUGAACAGGCAUUGUAUGAACUGGUGAAAUGCGACUUUGACACGGAGGAGGCUUUAAGAAGACUUAGGUUUAAUGUAAAAGCAGCCAGAGAGGAGCUAUCUGUCUGGACUGAAGAGGAAUGUAGAAACUUUGAACAAGGACUAAAAGCUUAUGGAAAAGACUUUCAUUUAAUACAGGCCAAUAAGGUGAGAACUAGGUCUGUAGGAGAAUGUGUGGCCUUUUAUUACAUGUGGAAGAAGUCUGAGCGUUAUGAUUUCUUUGCACAGCAAACCAGACUUGGGAAAAGGAAAUACAACCUUCACCCAGGUGUCACAGACUACAUGGACAGAUUACUGGAUGAGACAGAGAGCGCAACAUCCAGCAGGGCGGCAUCACCCCCUCCCACCACCUCCAGCAGCAGUGCCAGCCACUCUGAGAAGGAGGACAGUAGCAGUCAGAACGGUAUUGCAAGCCACAAUUCGAGCCACCCAGUGGAUGGUGCUCAGUUGCCCCAAGCAAAUCAAGUCAAACCUGAGUCAGCUCAGUCCAACGGUCCCUCCCAUCCCCUAGUGGAAUCUUCUCCCAUUUCAGACAACAACUCCAACGGCUGCAGCCAACCCACUGCACCCAGCCACGACAGGAAUGGUUCUCUGGAGCCUCCGCUGGACCACAGACACACAGCAGCGGUGGCACACGACAGGCCGGCCAAGAGGUGCAGGACGGAGGCAGAGCCUUUGGGCCAAAGUGAGGUAGAACCAUCUAGAACACAAGAGAACUGAAGGAUCCAGAACCUGGUGGUGUUGACUGAUAGACACUGAUUUGGGGUGAAAAAAUUGUCCCUACUUAAGGCUGAAGAGCCCCUCUUGGCCUGCGAGCACAGCAUCUCGUGAGAGCAAAGACUCACUCUUUAAUAAGGUCAAAGGUCACUGAAAAUCACACCGUGAAGAACACAGCCGACCAAACUGCAGCUGGUCCCCCAGGACGGGCAGUGGCUCCCCUGUCUCCCCGUCCCUCCAACCCAUCCAUAUACUGACUGCCUGCAAAGCUCAUCCCAAAGUACCACAGCUCCAUCAUAUCCUACCAAACAUCUUCUUCUCCCAAUCGUCUUUAUUCUCUUUUUGGAGACUGACUGACAAAAUUUUGCCAAGAAUUUCCUUUUUCUAUUUGUACUCAAAGAAAAUGAAUCACCUGUGAUAUUUUUUUACACAAAGAGAUAUUUAUAUUUUUUAACAAAAAAAAUCUAUAAUGGGUUAUUACUGUUCAAGCCAUUUGAACAUAAAUGAAAACGGGGACACGUUUUAAACGAUUAUGUGCUGAAGUUGUCAAAAAGAGGCAAAGUAGGCAAAAACAAGUUGAGUAGGCUGGUGCUGUCGCUGGCUCACUUUAGUUGCACUUUGAUUGUAUGUUUCUCAUCGUUAUUGGUCAGGAGUGGCGACGAAACCCAGCAGAAUUACAUUUCCACUCCUUCACUUCUGAACCGGCUCUGGCCACUAUCACGGCUGUUUGUUAGAUUAUGUUAAUAAUAAACCAAUGGGUUAGUCCCCCUGCAGGUUUGUUUGUGUAAAGCAGCUGACAUCAGUGAUGUCCUGUAUUAUAACUCAUCAUUUAGAAGCUGUAUUUUUGGAUUUUCAGAGUCAGUGCUUUGCUCAACGCUUUGUUUUUACUAGACAGAAUGUCCAUGAUUUUUAAUGUAAAGUUUGUAUAGAUUUCUUAUCUUGAGCAGUUGGUACAUUUUUUAUAACUGUCUGUUCAUCUCUGAAUUUUCCAGUCUUCCUUGUAGGCUUUGCUUUUUGUUGAGAAACCUUUCGCUUAUGUUGCUCUGAGAUGGAUGCAAUGAAAAAAAAAGUAGCCAUUCCUCUUUCCUCUCUGUUUGGCAGCACUUCCCAUUCCUGUGUGACCCUGAUCAGACUGAAAGUGGUUGUUGCAGAGCCUCAUCUUUUGUGCAUAAAAAGCUCCACGUUGUGGUUAAGUGUGCUGCUUGCCUUUGGUUUAAAAAAACUCUUACUGCUUAGUUUCAACCAGUAUUUACUGUCCCUCAACAGUAAGUAGCUUCAGAGCAGUGGAUCUCCAGUGAAACAGACUAGGUUGACAUGGGGGUGUGACCUGGAAUUUGUUUUGGUACAGUAGCUGUUCAGCUUAAUGCUUAAGUGUUUUACUUUGUACUCCAGGUUUGAACUUAAAUUCACAGAUUAAGAUAAGUUUGUCUCAAAUAAUGUUGAUCCAUGUAGUCUUUUUCUUUCCCUUUUUUGACAAAUGUCUUUUUUAUUUUAUUUUAUUUUUUUUGCUCUCUGUAAAUGACGACAUGAAUAAAAAUGAAGUGUAUUCCAAGACUGGCUACAAAUGGAAUAACAUUGGCUAUAUUUAAUAAAUGUAUUAAUGA